Messenger RNA from Endocarpon pusillum Z07020, 2124 nucleotides. RefSeq lists its product as uncharacterized. The transcript has 2 exons. Gene Ontology annotation, cellular component: endoplasmic reticulum membrane. Gene Ontology annotation, molecular function: Glc3Man9GlcNAc2 oligosaccharide glucosidase activity. The record is from RefSeq and is a predicted model, not a curated record. NCBI's taxonomy places the organism in Eukaryota, Fungi, Ascomycota, Eurotiomycetes, Verrucariales, Verrucariaceae. Bases 1 to 2124 code for a protein of 707 amino acids. Gene Ontology annotation, biological process: protein N-linked glycosylation; oligosaccharide metabolic process.
AUGGCUGGUUAUGGGUGGGAGGAGUACGACAUCCGAAAUGGCGGGCGUCAGACCAUCCACGAUGCUGGAAACACGAUCGAUCUGACGAUCGACUUUGUCAAAACAUCCGGUAAUUCAACCGAAAGCUGGGCGGCGAGGAUUCGGGGGGAGCCGCGAGCAGACGUAUCGGGAGACUUAACGACAACGCUUGUCUUCUAUGCAGGCAUGGAUGGAUUGGGAAGUCUUGAAUUUGCAAAUGAGCACGAUGAUCUGGGUCAGGAAGGGACUGUUACGCUUCACGGAAAGACUGCCGACCUGGGCGACUUCAAGAUAGACAUCACGCGGGGACCAGAUACCAAUGUUGCUCCGAAGCACUACCAUCCAAGCUGGGAUUUGAAACCCUUGGAUCGGACCAUGGCGUCAAGCAUGCAAGUGCCCUCUAAUGCACUUUGGCAGGCUAAAAGCAUCAUGUUCACGAACAUGAAGAGUGAGGUUGACAAUUACAUUGAAGAAUAUGGGCAGGAGAAUCCCCCGCCUGCCUGGCAAAUGUUUACUGUGGCUAACGAUAUCAAAGAAGGCAACUUCCAUAUGGUGCAGAAAACCUUUCUAGGAUCCUUCGAGUUUGACGUUAUCUUUACAGCAGUAGACGCUCCAACGCUGACGUCGGCAGAAAUUUCUACAGCUAUUGUACAGACGUCCAAAUUGUUCCAAACCAAGUUUACAGAUAUCUUCGCUCCAAAGUCACCGUUUACUGACCCUAAAUACACGAACUUCUCCCAAGCCAUGCUAUCAAACCUUGUUGGAGGUAUCGGCUACUUCUACGGAGACUCUCUUGUCGACAGAUCGUAUGCACCAGAAUACGAGGAAGAAAAUGAGGGCUUCUGGGAAGAGACUGCGGAUGCAAGGGCAAGGGCACAAGUCAGUCGUGAACCGCCGACUGAGCUGUUUACCAGCAUCCCUUCGCGACCGUUUUUCCCGCGAGGGUUCCUCUGGGACGAGGGUUUUCAUCUGAUACCAAUUGCAGAUUGGGACAUGGACCUGACACUUGAGAUUGUGCAGAGCUGGUUCAAUCUGAUGGACGAGGAUGGAUGGAUAGCCCGGGAGCAGAUCCUGGGACCUGAAGCGCGAAGCAAGGUUCCUCAAGAAUUUCAAGUCCAGUACCCACACUAUGCCAAUCCUCCCACUUUGUUCAUGAUCCUCGAUGUGUUUGUCGACAAGCUGAACGCAGAGAAGUAUGACACCGCUCAUGCUACUGCUCUAAAGGACCACAUCCGAAAAUUCUAUCCACUUCUCAAGCGGCAGUAUUUCUGGUUCCGGAAGACGCAAUGGGGCAACAUCAAAUCAUAUGAUCGCGAAGCUUUCUCCACGAAGGAAGCGUAUCGAUGGCGUGGACGAACUCCGCGACAUAUACUCACCUCUGGUCUCGAUGACUAUCCUCGAGCACAGCCUCCCCACCCUGGUGAGCUGCAUACGGAUUUGAUCAGCUGGAUGGGCAUGAUGUCUCGCUCCUUACGCCGCGUAGCCGAGUCACUCGGUGAGACAGAAGAUGCCAGCGACUUUAAGAGCUACGAGAACGCCAUCGUGCGGAAUAUUGACGAGCUGCAUUGGUCUGCUUCGUCGAGUAUAUUUUGCGAUGCAACCAUUGAUGACUAUGAAGAGAGUAUUCACGUUUGCCACAAAGGCUAUAUCUCAAUAUUUCCUUUUAUGACCGGGCUUCUUAGGGCCGACAGUCCACGCUUGAAAGCGAUCUUGGACUUGAUUUCUGAACCCUCGGAGCUGUGGAGUGAGUACGGCAUCAGAAGUCUGAGCAAGAAGGAUGAAUACUACGGCACAGACGAGAACUACUGGAGGAGCCCAAUCUGGAUUAACAUGAAUUACUUGAUUGUCAAAAAUUUGCUGGACAUUGCUCAAAUUUCUGGCCCUCAUCAAGAGCAGGCUAGACAAAUCUAUGUUAAGCUUCGGCGUAAUCUUGUAGAGAACGUCUAUCGCGAGUGGGAGAAGACUGGCUUCGCAUGGGAGCAGUACAACCCAGAGACCGGUCAAGGUCAACGGACUCAGCACUUUACGGGUUGGACAAGUCUAGUGGUCAACAUCAUGGUGAUGCCCGAUCUCGGCAAGACUGCGAAGGGGCACGAUGAGCUGUAG